AUGUAAGCAUUUCACUUCCCACUCCUUUAGCUGCUGGAUUUCAAUCACCGGCUCAAUAGUUUACGAUGCCGCACCAAGGAGUGGACUACUCGGCGUUCUUGAAGAGGCAUCUCAAAAUGAGUAAUGUACUCAAUGACAGACACAUUAAGUACACUGCAGAAGAAUUAAAAGAUGUCAUAAGAUGCGGCCUCGAACUGUUAAAACAAGAGAAUACCUUAGCAGAAAUUAACCCGCCUAUCGUAAUAGUAGGAGACAUUCACGGCCAAUACUUUGAUUUGUUGCGAAUGUUCAGCAAGUUUUCUGAAGGCAACCAACAUGGGAGCAUGCGAGUCAAGUACAUCUUUCUCGGUGAUUAUGUGGAUCGCGGCCGACGCUCUUUAGAAUGUGUAUGCCUAGUUUUCACUUUGAAAAUCUUAUUUCCACGGAAGUAUCAAUUAUUGCGAGGAAACCACGAGUGCAAAGGCAUCAAUCGCGUCUAUGGAUUCUACGACGAACUUCUUGAUCGCUUUGAAAAGGAAGAAGCGGAAAGGCUAUGGCUUGGUUUCAACGAAGUGUUCGCGUGGCUGCCCUUAGCGGGUCUGGUAGGGAAGAAGAUUUUGUGCAUGCAUGGAGGAAUAUCUGCUUACUUGAACUCCCUUGCAGACAUACGAAAAAUCGCACGGCCUUUGGAUGAACCUAACAACAAUCCCCUCGCCAUGGAUCUCCUUUGGGCUGAUCCCAUGCUUAACAUCCAAGGGUAUGCGCCAAACACCGUUCGAGGAGUAGCAACAUUCUUUGGGGAAGACACAGUACUCCAAUGUUGCGAAAAACUGCGAGUUGAUCUCAUAGUUCGAGCCCAUCAAAUGAUGAUGUCUGGAUAUGGUUUCUUUUGUAAUAGAAAAUUAAUCACUGUUUUCACAGCUCCUCGUUAUCAGCCUGAAGCGAACAACAAGGGUGCAGUCGUCUACGUCGACAAACAAGGAAAAAUUGGCUUCAAAGUGCUCUCACCGCUGGAGCAAGCUCCGGAUCAGGGCCAAGGAGAUGACACUCCAACAAAAGUAGCGGGACCUGACGACAAGUCUUUCCGAAUAAGAAGAGGCCAAAUGACUGGUCAACCUAGAUAGAAAACAAAAUUGGUAUGGAUUCAUGAAGAGUUUUUCGAAUACUUCAACUUCUAUUCCUCUGAUUGUUCCUAAUCGUGCGAGUGUGGUGUCUCAUUGCUGCAGUGAAUUGAUUAAAUUUUCU
Messenger RNA from Cylicocyclus nassatus, 1224 nucleotides. The record is from the annotation of a GenBank genome assembly. Lineage: Eukaryota; Metazoa; Nematoda; Chromadorea; Rhabditida; Strongylidae.